Molecule: messenger RNA, 486 nt
Organism: Dioszegia hungarica
Lineage: Eukaryota; Fungi; Basidiomycota; Tremellomycetes; Tremellales; Bulleribasidiaceae
Product: DNA-directed RNA polymerase
Exons: 5
Coding region: 1-486 (161 amino acids)
Biological process (GO): DNA-templated transcription
Cellular component (GO): RNA polymerase I complex; RNA polymerase III complex
Molecular function (GO): DNA binding; protein dimerization activity; DNA-directed RNA polymerase activity
Source: RefSeq, a predicted model, not a curated record
AUGGCAGACUCAACACAACAGGCAGCAAAGCUAGACAAUGCUGGAACGCUCCAGGCGUCGGUUCUGGCAGGUAUCAUUCCCGACAAGAUCACUAUAUUACCAGGACAUGAACCCGACUACUCUGCCUGUACUUUCUGCCUCGCUCAGGAGGACCACACAUUAGGCAAUGCCUUACGAUGGAUGAUCAUGAAAGACGCCGACGUCGAGUUCUGCGGAUACUCGGCACCACACCCCUCAGAACCGAAGAUCCACCUUCGGAUACAGAUGUACGAAAACCUUUCAGCCGUUGAUUGUCUCCGGAAAGCAUUAGCCAACCUGCGCGAUCUGCUUACGACCGUCAAAGACAAGUACGAGUUGUCACUAGCAUCUGACGACUUUGUCCGCGAAGACGACGUCGACGUAGCAAAGCUCGUCAAGCGCACAUUAGCAUCGAGGGGCUUCGGAGAUGGGGUAGAAGCGGACGAGGACGAGAUCAUGGUGGACUAG